AUGUCGUCCUCCAAUUUGCAACGACAAUUAAGCAAGGUGAUCAAUCUGGCCAACAAGGAGAUGAUACGACUAGACACAACUAUCCAGGAAAUCAAAAAACCUGGGGAAACGGGGUUUUGGGAUCUGAAAGCCCAGAUAAGCAGCCUACAAAUCCAUCAUGCCACACUCUCACAAUUCAGCCUGAGAAUCAACAGUUAUCUUGGUGACUGGGCUAAACUGAUUGAUGCGGCAAAUGAAACAUCUCGACCACAGCUGGAAGCGUCGCUCGAAACGUUUCACACGAACAAGGACCCCAUGCAAGUCCUUGAACGUAUUGAAGAAAACUGGUCAAAAAUUGAACAACUACAAGCACGACUACAAGUUGAGUUUGACUCCUACCAAAGCCAACCAACAGGAUCUCUCCGUCGCACCACACCAACUCCAGCCACCUCCCCGUCUCGUCCAGCCACACCAACUUCAGCUCUGCCCACAGCUACCGAAACUCCUCCGGCUACUAUCUACGUCCAACAAAACCCCAACCCGAGCGAAAUUGCGAAAUUCGACGGCAACUAUCUCCAAUGGCCAGCCUUCAACGAAUCGAUCCACAACAUUCUGGAUCCAGCACCCAUCCCCUUACAACAGAAAUUUUCUUGGCUUCUCAAAGCCACCAGCGGAAGACCAAAAUUAGCCCUGGACACCUUGCCCAUCGAAGCAGCCUCCUACCAAAAGGGACUUCAACUUCUUCGACAAGAAUAUGAUCGUCCAGCUAUCCUUGCCGACUGUUUCCGCGACCAAAUCCUUCAGUCAAAAGCAGCUCAUUCUCCAACCACCGAGCCCAGAACGGAUGACUACAUAGCUCUCGUUCACUCCCUACAAGCUCUACUACAUCGCCUCCAACAAUACGACCAAACAGCUGAAAACUCGCCCAUCUACACUCAAAUCAUCAAGCGCAAAUUUCCGAAACGGCUCAUCGCUAAACUGACAAAUGCGACAACCGCCAACUCAUUGCUCGACUCACUGAAGCAACUCCUUCUCGCCGAAAAGGACCUCAACCUACUACACAAUGCCGACGGAGCAGCCCAUCAGCGCAUCAAACAUGGGUUCAACGCUCCCGUACAUCACUCCCCUCGAUCCAACAAUUGGACAUCUCAUCACAACUCCCAAUCUGGGACCUCUGGAGCAGCUCGACAUCGAAAACUCUGUCCUCUCUGCCCACCGAACCAAUCACCAGCCCAUACCAUUUGGAAUUGUCCACUCGACCCAAGACAACGCAACGAAGCCGCCAAACAGAAAAAGCUCUGCAAAAAUUGCUGCUACGACUCACACAACACCUGGGAGUGUCCUUCAUCAUUCAAGUGCAAAACUUGCCAACGCCCACAUCACACGGCCCUCCACAUCGACUUCGCUACCGCGCCUUCAGCUCCUUCUCAACCAAGGCCGAUCCGCCCAGAUCAAGCUCCCAGGUCUCAGCAUUUCACCCCAUCCGCGGUGAAUCAUCAACAAUCGCGUCCCCGACACGCACCCAACAAUCAGCCAACUCCCAGGGUUCCUUUCAUCCCUGCACAUCAACCAUCUCACACCACCAAUGCAAUCCAAAUAGCUGCCAAUUCACCAAUGCCGACGGCCUCUCCUACCGCCGUCCCCAAGCAAUCCAUCGUUGCAAUGCUCGACAUGGAGGUCGCGAACCCUACACUACCCGACCACAGCAUGAAAACGCCCUCACUGCUUGACUCCUGCAGCAGUCUCAGCUACAUCGCCACGAGCUUGGUCCAACGACUUCUUCUCAUUCCAGCUCGACUCGAACAGUACUCGGUGUCACGUUUUCUCGACCCGGGGAGCAAAACACUAAACGUGGGCAUACACAGCAUCCUCAUCUACGACAAGGAACACGGCUAUAUCUGCGUCCAGGUCCACUCUGUCCCCUCCAUCCUCGAGAAAGUCAAAUCCCUUUCCGAUCCGACGGCAGCCAACCUCUCCCGCAUCCCGGCGCAUCUAUUCGAUCACCAAGAACCCGAACUACUACUCGGCGCACCCCACAUGUGGCGCAUUUUGGGUUUUACACCCACCAAAUCCGGUCUAUUCAAAAUCACUACCAAAUUCGGCGACUUCCUCACUGGCGAAGCACCGCUCCUUACUACCACUGACUGUCCCGACUUCUCCCCUCUUCCACUCCACUCAACCAACCUUGCGAUCGCCCAUCCAGUUCCCGACGACAUCACCGAUCCGCUACCCGAUCCUCCAGACCAGGCCAACACCGCGGAUGCCGAUAUCCCCGCUAUGCUUGACCGUCUCUAUAACAUGGAGGAAGCAGCGAUCCAUUCCCAAGAAGAAGACGACAGUAUCCUCGAGGCCAUCCAAGAAAACAUCACCCGGGACAGCAACGGCCGCUACACCGUCAAAUGGCCACGAAAAACGACCAAGGACUACCUCAGUAACACAUUCCCUUUGUGUUAUCGUCGUCUUCAACACUGCGUCAAGAAACUCCAAGCUACACCGGGACUCCUCGAUCAGUACAACGACGUCUUUUGCCAAUACCUCGAAAAAGGGUAUCUUGAAGAAGCCGCCCCAACCACCUCUCCUCUACUUUUUUAUAUGCCGCAUCAUGCUGUCAUCAAAAUGAGCUCGGCCACGACAAAGAUUCGUCUUGUCUAUGAUGCGAGUGCCCGUUCCGCUGAUGGCGGCAUCUCCCUCAACUCCAGUCUACAUCGGGGACCCAAUCUUCUUUCGAAUUUGAGCGGCAUCAUCUGUCGCGCUCGAAACCCCGGAUUUCUUGUGACCAGCGAUAUGCAAGAAGCGUAUUUACGCAUCGGACUAGCCGAGCCUGAUCGAGACAGCAACAGAAUCCUUUGGCUUAAAGACCUGAGCAAGCCCGUCUCACUGGACAACCUCCGUGAAUUGCGAUUCACCUGCACUCCUUUCGGAGUCGUGGCCUCUGCCCUUUUGCUAGCCGCUGUGAUCGACUAUCACCUACGGCACAGCAAUCAUCCGCUGGCCGAACGCAUUCGACGAGGACUCUAUGUCGACAACAGCACGACGGUCGCAAAAAAUCUCGACGAGGCCAAACAAUUCUACUUUGAGUCGAAAGAACUCUUCCGGACCGCCGGAUUCAAUCUCCGAGCAUGGCACAGCACCAACCCCGAAUUUAUGGAUUUUCUCCGCAGCCAAGAUGAGCAUAUCACGGACAACUACAACUCUUUCUUCGGCAUCCCACAUGACCCGCAGAAUGACACUUUCUCCAUCGAGGUGCCAAGUCCCGACUUUUCCAAUACCAAUCCACCAACUAAACGCAACACCCUUCAAUGGCUUCACCGCUGGUACGAUCCACUCGGACUCAUUUCGCCCGUUCUUCUCCCCAUCAAGCAACUCCUUCGGCGGACAACCAGCCAAGCUGCAGCUCAAAGCUGGGAUGCCCCACUGAGCCCCGCAGAUUGCGAAGAAUGGCUCCAACUAGCGACCAAAUUCGCCGACUUCCACUUCACCGUGCCGCGAGCGUACGGCACCCAAAUCAAUCGGCCGUCUCUCCAUCUCUUUGCCGACGCGAGCAAUAUGACUCCGGACAACCCCAAGCGACCU
Messenger RNA from Mesorhabditis spiculigera, 3552 nucleotides. Lineage: Eukaryota; Metazoa; Nematoda; Chromadorea; Rhabditida; Rhabditidae. The record is from the annotation of a GenBank genome assembly.